GCCGCCAUGGCCGGCCAUGAGCCUCUCCCGGCGGGCGGCGGGAAACUCCGCCUCAAGCGCAAGAGGCCUGCGGAGCCGCCGACUGGCGGAGGGGGCGGCCCGCCUCUCCCUCGCCGUCCUCAGACGCAGGGUAACAGCUUGUGCUGGCUUGGAGAGCAAGGCUUAAGUGAGGCUGACAGCACAUGGCUGGCAUUACUCAAGGCUGUAGACUCCCAGCUGAAUCACUCAAGCUUUGAAAAAGUACCCAAGCUCCCUGCAUUUCUUUCAAAGAGCUCUCAAAUUACAAAUCCUCAGCCGAAGCCAGAAACAUUUAAUAUUGGUUUGGAACAGUUUCAAUGGGAGCCAUUUCCACUUUACCGCAGAGAGGUCAAAACGAAUUAUCAGAGGAUUCAUCAAAACUCGGAGAACCCAACUAUCAGUGUAGCAGGAGGAGAAGUUAAUGAAGAUGAGAGAUCCGGUACUGUUUCUUCUGCUUCUGAGCAGAAGCCCCUCAUAGCCAAUGAGUAUAUCACUGAAGGAUCAAAACUGAAGGACAGCACAGGACAUUCCUCUAAGGAUUGUCAGAAGAUUAAAAAUUCUCAACGCACUUAUCAGAAUUCAAAGUGUUUUGCACCAGCAGCGAUGCAGAAGAAGUUGGGCUUGCAAGAGCUUUGGAAGAAGACUACUACACAAAGCAGAGAAAAAAGCUGGAGAGAAAGUGAAAAGGAAAGAGCAUCGAAAAAUGAUUCCCAGACUCAAAGAAAUUCCUUUAAUAAGACUACAUCACUGUUACCAUCACAAGGAAGUCCUCUUGAUACCAGAGUCAAUGGCCUUCAGCAAAAACCAGGAUACCAGAAUGAGGACAUUUCAACUCUCGACUCUUGUCCUAUGUGUCAGUUCCAUUUCACUGGAACGUUGUCACAACUGGACCGUGACAGUCAUCUUGCUAAAUGCUUAUCCGAAAGCACGGAAGAUGUGUUUUGGUAACUUAACAAGAAUGAAAACUCAAGAAAUCAUCUGGGAACCGGCAGUGUUGACAGAAAUUUAGAAAGUGUCACGGCAGUACCCCUUUGUGAUUAAUAAGAACUCUAGAAGCUUAAGGGGCCAGCUGAUUAAUCUUCCAUUAUGAUGUAAACUUCUUAUUGCAUCCUUAUCUUAUGAUAAAACUAUUUGGGGAAUAUUGGUGGAAAAACCAGCAGACUCUGGAUGCACCUAUGGUUACACUAUGACCUUGGCCAUAAACUGAAGUAUUACUCCACCAUUGCUAAGGCUCUGGGGAGGCACUCCAUGUGGUGCUGAAGCAGAAGCUGCUGUCCAGGCUUACUCAGGAAUUAGGGUGGGACUACACAUUGCUUGAGCAAAUGUUCAUUUCCCAACCCCAGAAGGGCAGAAGGGACCACUUGAAGGGGAAGAUUGGGGAGUGGGGUGCUUAAUCCUUCCUAUGGUAAUGCUGUCCAGCCUCACAACCCCUCUUCCUACCCCUUUUCUUCCCAAAUGGUUUUAUUUUCAAGUGCUUGCUGAAGGAAAAACGGAGGGAGAACCUGAAGUAUUACCGAAGAAUUAGUUUCAAAAGGUCAGAUAGUUUAAUGAAACUUUAUAGAAUUUAAAAAUUUAUUGAAGGCAACAUGAAUUUUUCAUCUGCUUGAGUGGGAAGGAUUAACUGACCAGAAAGCUUUAUGAAAUGGUAUGCUCCCAAUACACAUUUUAAAAAAACCUGUAAAUUAAAAGGUUAAAAGUUGGUUAGAACUUCCUCUCCUACCAUCUCUAUGCACUUAUUCAGAGCAUUCCUUUAUUCUCUUCUGAGCUGCACUUCCAAGCUAUUGAAAGGACUAAAAAAAAUCCCUGAUUUUAACAUACGGCUUCACAAACACUUUAGCAAGUUUAACAUUGUUUCAACAGCACUCUGUAAUGACAUCAACCCAACUUGUUACUACUUUAGUAACAAGAGUCAUUUUGAUCUUUGCAGUAUAGCAAAUGGUAUUUUGAGAUUAGGUAACAAGAAUCUAAAAUGCACGCUCCUUUUCCAUCUUAGGAAAAUAGGCCUAACUUAAAUGUAAAAACAUCAAAUGCUUUGAACCCAUGCACAACCAACACUAACAUCUGAGUAGGCUUAGGAUCAGAAUUGAAAACUACAAAAAAAACCCAACAACCCUGUAAUCUAUACUUAGUGUUAUUGCUAACAAGUCUGCUUAGUGAAACAACAACAGUCUAAGCUUUUUCAUUAAAGUCUUUAAUAGAUGUGCAAGAAUAUAAAUGGAUCUUAGCUGUUUAUGGGUUAUUAUGCCAUCUUCUGCACAAAUAAAACUGGCGAAAGAUC
Messenger RNA from Eublepharis macularius, 2296 nucleotides. RefSeq names its product FA core complex associated protein 20 (gene FAAP20). The record is from RefSeq and is a predicted model, not a curated record. Lineage: Eukaryota; Metazoa; Chordata; Lepidosauria; Squamata; Eublepharidae. The transcript has 4 exons. Gene Ontology annotation, molecular function: ubiquitin binding. The coding region runs from base 7 to 966 and encodes 319 amino acids.